AGCGCCCUCCUGCCACCGGUUCCCGUCAGCCGGCGCCGGGUCGCCCCUCGUCGGGUUUCCGCCGGUGUCGCCGGGGGCGGAUAAAAGGAGGCGCCGUGGACGAGGCUCAGAGCGCGGCGCUGCCCCCGCCCGGCCGGCCCCAUGCAGCCCGCCAUGAUGAUGUUCUCCAGCAAGUACUGGGCGCGGAGGGGCUUCUCGCUCGACUCGGCCCUGCCGGAGGAGCGCCCCGCCGGCCUCGCCCUAAACAGAUCGAGUUCUGGGAAGAACGAGGAAAAGAAAGGGAAUAAGGGGAAUGGGAAAGGUGAAUUGGCUUCUGAAGGUGGAAAGACAGCUGUGGUGUUUUCCUUGAAGAAUGAAGUUGGCGGGUUGGUGAAAGCUCUCCGUCUCUUCCAGGAGAAACAUGUCAGUAUGGUUCAUAUUGAAUCAAGAAAAUCGAAGAGAAGGAACUCGGAGGUGGAAAUUUUUGUGGACUGUGACUGCAGUAAAAAAGAAUUUAAUGAACUAAUCCAGUUGCUCAAGUUUCAGACUAAUAUCGUGUCUCUCAAUCCACCAGAAAACAUCUGGACCGAUGAGGAAGAUCUUGACUGUGUCCCUUGGUUCCCCAGGAAGAUAUCUGAAUUAGACAAAUGCUCACAGAGAGUUUUGAUGUAUGGAUCUGAGCUCGAUGCAGAUCACCCUGGAUUUAAAGACAAUGUCUAUCGACAGAGAAGAAAGUACUUCGUGGAUGUUGCCAUGAGUUAUAAAUACGGUCAGCCCAUUCCCAGAGUGGAGUACACAGCUGAAGAAAUUAAGACAUGGGGGGUGGUAUUUAGGGAACUCAGUAAACUCUAUCCCACCCAUGCUUGUCGUGAAUAUUUAAAAAACUUUCCUCUGCUGACGAAGUACUGUGGAUAUAGAGAGGAUAAUGUGCCUCAGCUGGAAGACGUUUCUAUUUUCCUUAAAGAAAGGUCUGGCUUCACAGUGAGACCAGUUGCUGGAUACCUCUCUCCCCGAGAUUUUUUAGCUGGCUUAGCGUACAGAGUCUUUCACUGUACUCAGUAUAUACGACAUGGCUCAGAUCCUCUCUACACACCAGAACCGGAUACGUGCCAUGAACUCUUGGGACAUGUGCCUCUACUUGCUGAUCCCAAGUUUGCCCAGUUUUCGCAAGAGAUAGGACUCGCCUCACUGGGAGCAUCUGAUGAAGAUGUUCAGAAAUUAGCCACCUGCUAUUUUUUUACGAUUGAAUUUGGCCUUUGCAAGCAAGAAGGACAGCUACGUGCUUAUGGGGCAGGACUUCUGUCUUCUAUCGGAGAACUAAAGCAUGCUCUCUCUGACAAGGCCAAGGUGAAAACAUUCGAUCCAAAGACAACCUGUUUGCAAGAAUGCCUUAUCACCACAUUUCAGGAAGCUUACUUUGUUUCAGAAAGUUUUGAAGAAGCCAAAGAAAAGAUGAGGGACUUCGCUAAAUCAAUCAACCGUCCCUUCUCUGUGUAUUUCAAUCCAUACACGCAAAGCAUUGAGAUUCUGAAAGAUACCAGGAGUAUAGAAAAUGUUGUCCAGGACCUCCGCAGUGAUCUAAACACUGUAUGUGAUGCAUUAAGUAAAAUGAACAGAUACUUAGGGAUUUGAUAUGUGUGGCAUUGUGAUUUGCUGUCAGCUGCUUUUUCUGUAGCUAGUCUAGUAACAUCACAUGAUAUGGAUAACUUUUCAAACCCAUCAAUUUUCCCUUUUCAGCUUGACCUGUGGCUUGCAACAUUGUGUAGCUCUGUCUAAUUGUAAUAUGCAGGCAAACCAAGGCAAUGCUAAUUUGUAAACUCAACAUGGAGUGUGGCAGAAUAUAACCAGCAAUUCCUCAACACAAUGUCGUGUACAAGUACACCAGUAAAAGCUUGCCUGACAGUGGUUUUGUUUCCUUAAGAUGAUUCCCUUUGAUGUAUAAGAAAUGGUGUUGCUGAUUUCAUUAAGUCUGAGUUUAUUUCUUUGCAAUCCCUUUCCUCCCUUAAGAAUCCAGAAAAAAAGCAUUCGCAACAUUUUCCAUUUUCUUUGUAAGAGAAUCUGUAUUUCUUUCUACAGUGGUGAAGACAGUGUUUUGCCCAUAUAUUUGUAACAGAACUGAGUGUCUCUUGUGACUGAACAAUGCAAUUUAUAUACCAAUGCAGAGAUCAGGAAGGCUAUGUAAUAGUACAAAAAGGUCUGUAGAGGUUACAGAUUAUGAGAAUUUACAACUGACAAAUGUUCAAUGUCGCUGAGUAACUGCAAAACAAUAAAAACAAACAAACAAACCAACCUCUGACGAUUCAUGCAGAAAGGUAGUGGUAGUUCAUACAUGUAUUACCUGUGACAAUCCUGAGCAUACUUCCACUGCAGGCGUUAUCUGGAAACAAGAGCAAAAGUGCCUGUGUUAAUUCCAGGUUGUUAGAUGUGAAUAUAAAGCCCUUCUACAUCAUUGUGUGCCUUCUGCAUUCCCUUUGAGCAUAGUCCUCUAUUGCAUUUCAUGCAUAAUUUGCCUUUCCUCAUUAUCCCACAUUCAACCUUGACAUGGGCAUGCAUGACUGAGUCUACAUCGUAUCAGUACAUAUAAAAAGGUGAAUAUGGAAGUUGUUACUUAAUUAUAGUCAAGAUGAUUAUCAGGUAGUAGAUUACUUGUGGGGUGAUUAAAUCAUAGAGACACCCAAGCUGCCUAGCUUGUACCAGAUGGAUGCAGGUAAUGCCUGAGUUAAUAAACGCUAAGUUAGCAAGCUCUGACAGAAGUACAAGCUCUGUCUGGGGAGCACAGCAUAGAAAUAUUUGAGCUAGCUCUUAUCUGGAAGAAAUAAUUAUGCAUGUCUUUCCUUUAUCUGAGUUAUUCUAUUCUCCUAUUAGCCAAGAUAAUGGAGAGUUGACUAUGCUGUAUGGACCCUUCUUAAUGGAAACCACAUGGCUUAUGCAGAUCAUGUCAGUGUGGGUGAAAAUGUCAUGGCUUGUCUACAUAUAUGGAAAACAGAUAUCUAUUGAAGCUGCUCUCCCAGCUGAAAGAGUCAUGCAGAUACUCUUAAAAGUUGCUAGCAAUUUCAGCAUAAAGAGAGCACCACUUGAUAGUAUCAGCACAUCCUUAAAUAAGAGGCAAUCUAUAAGGAUAAUUUUCAUAGGGAAAUCUGCUACCUCCUCAAAGAUAACUAUGAGAUAACAGAAAAUGCUUUUUUCUCUGGAUGGUCCCUGCUGCAUUCUAAUUCUGCUGUUAAUAGGGUGUGGAAAAAUCUAGUUUUAGAUUUAACUGUGACUGCCACUGUUACAAAUGAAGAGCUGUUGAAUUAUCCCAUGGGGAUCAGCAUGGUGGAGGAGUUUUUUAACUUCCUGACAUUAGUGCUGACUCCAUUAACUAGUACUUAUCACAGAGGAGUUGUCGGCAACCUUGGUCUGGAAGUUUCUCCCUCUUUCUUUCCAUGGAAUUUGAUGAACCCCUUGUAGCCCUUUCUGGAGAAAAUGGACUGAACUGAUAUUUGCUUUAGCUGGUCUGAAAAAUCAUUGCACAAGAAAUAGUAGAACUUAAUUAAUUCUAGACCUGGCAAAGUAUUGUUGCGUGCUUAAGUAAAAUAAAACCAUGAGGAGUAACAAAGAUACAAAGCUUGCAAAGUUAUUGAGAUUUUCCUUUGAAUCUGAAUUACACAGGAAGGCUUAAAAUACUGAUAAUAUCUGGAUUUUUUCGUUACUUGCCUGAAUAGCUUAGAAUAAGAAUUCUACAGACAUAAAACAAUAGAAGCCUAUCUUUGUUUUGUUUUGUACUGUUAACGAGUAAAUCUUAUUAUGGAUUAGGGACAAACCCUUGAAAUCCAAUAGUCAUUUUAGGACUAACGAUGGCAAGGAAACUGUCUACAAUGAAGAUAUAAUGUCAAUGAAACAGAACAUUGUCAAAGGAUAAUGGGAUCCUGCUGCUAGAUAUAUGCUUAAUCCAAUGAUUUUAUUUCUAUUAUACAAGAUGAUUAAAAAUAAAUUAAAUAUAAUGAGCUGAGGAAUAAUAGUGAUUUAGAGAGACAAUUGCUCAUUGUUCUUACAUAGUAAAGCUGUCUUCUUACAGGCUACAGGGCAAACUUGCUUUGGGCUUCAGCCAGUCAGGAACAGGGACUUGGAAAGAAGGCUUUAAAAAGUGCACUAUUGCACUUUUAUGAAUCAAAUAGUUCCAGCUUAGCUGAAAUUCUUCUCUGCAGUUUUUAUUAGCAAAUUAAGAUCAGCCAUGCAGCAAUCUCCUUGGAUGACAAGCUCAUUUAGGCAUAAUGAGGGAAUUAUUGACAGUUAUCAAAUUACACUAACGUUUCAUUUAAAAUAGGCCAUAUUUAUCUAAGGUGCUUGUUUAGCUUUAGUGAGCUGGACUCUGGAAAUUGGACUUCUUGCUUAGGCUCAUUUAUUUCCUGUGUAAUUCUGAACUGAUGCUUUAUGGGUCUGAGAUAUAUGUUCUUGCUUUGCCUGCACAGAGUAAAUGGGCCCGAGCUUAAUGAAUGUAAAGCAUUGCAGUGUUUACUACCAUGCAAAGUCUAAAAUGAAAAACAGCACUCUGAGACAUUGCAGCAAAUACAAAUACCAAGUUUCAUUUGCAAGCCAA
Messenger RNA from Oxyura jamaicensis (ruddy duck), 4558 nucleotides. It is a transcript of the gene TPH2, whose product is annotated as tryptophan hydroxylase 2. Gene Ontology annotation, molecular function: iron ion binding; tryptophan 5-monooxygenase activity. The transcript is spliced from 11 exons. The coding region runs from base 142 to 1611 and encodes 489 amino acids. Gene Ontology annotation, biological process: aromatic amino acid metabolic process; serotonin biosynthetic process. Gene Ontology annotation, cellular component: neuron projection. NCBI's taxonomy places the organism in Eukaryota, Metazoa, Chordata, Aves, Anseriformes, Anatidae. The record is from RefSeq and is a predicted model, not a curated record.